Dicrocoelium dendriticum is the source of this 1082-nucleotide messenger RNA. Lineage: Eukaryota; Metazoa; Platyhelminthes; Trematoda; Plagiorchiida; Dicrocoeliidae. The record is from the annotation of a GenBank genome assembly.
UUGACCUCAACAAAUUCAAUGAAGAGCAUGAAACACCCAGUCCGUGGAGUCUGUUGUCAUUUGGUGCUUUCGUAAACGCCUUGGUGAUACUGGCUCUUCAAGUCUGCAGAACGUACAGGGAUCCAUCUGAAGCAAACCAGUGGAGCAAGCCCAGUGAAGCGCUGGAUCAGCUGAUGUCCCUUGCCAUUCUACCUUGGGCUUGCAAAGACCAAGGAAUCCUCUGUGGAGAUCAAGUGAAGACGCUGGAGAUUGGCUGUUAUCUUCAGCCAACAUAUCAUUUUUAUAAGUUUCUGACAAACCUGAGACACAAGAAUGGACGCACCCUUCCUACAAUGACCAUGAGGGAGUUUGUCAUUUGUCUCCGGGACCUUCAGCUUACUGAUGAUGCUCUUUCAAUAAGCGACAUCGUCAGUAUAUUGUGUGCAAAGAAUCCAUUGGCUGGACCCUACAAAGAAUGCAAUAUAGAUUACGAACUAACAUUCUUCGAUUUCUUCGAAGCACUUAUUCAUUGUGCUUUGGCAUUCAUACGCAAUGAGGUGGCGACCUAUGAGGAAGUAACCAAAGCUGUCUUUGAAGACACUAACAAAGGAGGUGGGGAUGAUCCAAUUCAUAGUGAACAGCCACCUGAGAAACGCAAAGAACCAACGCAUCCUUCGUCACCAGUAACAACUUCUUAUCCAACCCUGGAACCGUUGUCCCAAAAGAAACGUCCUUCAACUUCGGCAGCAGAGCCAUCGGAUAGAUCGAAUGGGACCUAUAACAAAACAGCCUCUAAAAAAGGAAAAAAAGUGAAAAGAACGAAAUCGAUUGAAAGCUCUGCAAAUGCGUCUUAUGUUAAGGAAAAUGGAGAACAGACAGAAGUACAAGUAGAAGAGGAGCACAGUGGAACAACUGAUCCGAGGCAGAUGGACAAGGAUACAAAACAGUCACCAGUAAACAUAGUGGAAGAAAGCGGUUACCUGAGGGAACGGGUGCACCAAUUUUUUAAAGAGAGGUUUUUCCCUGCGACCCAGCAUUUCGAAGCAACGUACAAAAUUGUCUUGAAAAAGAAGGAGAAUCAGGGUUUUAAUUUGCAGAAUUAA